This is a messenger RNA of Drosophila albomicans, 1361 nucleotides long. RefSeq names its product sodium channel protein Nach (gene ppk15). The transcript is spliced from 5 exons. Gene Ontology annotation, molecular function: ligand-gated sodium channel activity. The record is from RefSeq and is a predicted model, not a curated record. Lineage: Eukaryota; Metazoa; Arthropoda; Insecta; Diptera; Drosophilidae. Gene Ontology annotation, biological process: sodium ion transmembrane transport. Gene Ontology annotation, cellular component: membrane. Bases 1 to 1311 code for a protein of 436 amino acids.
AUGGCCUUGCAUUGGUCAGAGCGCAUAUUCUGGCUAUUGUGUGUGCUGCUCUCGAUUGGUGGCGUUUCCUAUCUGAUUGUUGAGUAUCAACAAGACUUUUCUAAGCAUGCCGUGAGUGUUAUCUACGAAAGUAUUUCAUCAUUUGCCCCCAUCCGAUUUCCCUCAAUCAGCGUUUGUCAACUUCCACCGAAGUACGAUUUUGGCGGUGGAUUUGAGGAAUACAUUCAGAGUUUGGGUGUUGGCAUAGGUGAGACUUACAACUUUGAUGUGCACUCACAGAUGGUCUUCAUACUCUUUCCUGAUCGAUAUUCCCCGAAUACAAUAACGAAGCGUUGUAAACCCUACGAAGAUUGUGAAGAAUGCGCAAAAUGUCCAAAGAAAGAUUUCCGGGAGUUGGCUGAAAGAUUAGGACUGAAUUGCAGUGGUAUAUUCAAUUCCUGUAGUCUCUCAGGCAAAUCUUUUGAUUGUUGUCAGUACUUUCUGCCCAUGGUGACGCCUUCUGGCACCUGUUUCUUGCUCAACUCACUGCAGAACAAUUAUAAAGGCUCCGAGCACUGGUUUCCCGCGACCCUGGAUCGAAAUAAUCCCCCUGAAUUUCAUAUGUAUCUGAAAAGAGCUGCGGUGCUCAGUUUGUUCAAUGAGGAGGAUCUACCAACUCUAUCAUUGCCAGCUGUUACUACCACCGCCUUGUUGGGCAUUCACAAGAUUUUCAAGUUCUAUACAGAAGCCUUGGUAAACGAUCCCGAAAUUGUGGACAUUGCACCGGAAGCUCGAGACUGUUAUUUUCCCUUUGAAGUACCGCCGUGGAGUGUGCACAAAGCGUACAGUUUUAGUGCCUGCAUCAGCGAUUGCACCAGAUUGGCUCAAAUGGACAAAUGCAACUGCACGCUUUACAUCUUCAAUCCGUUUAACGAUACACGAUUUCCCGACUGUGACUUUGAGGGCUUGUUGUGCCUGGAGCGAAAUGGAGUGGUCAAGCCGAAUAUUGCUUGGAUGAUGAAUUAUCGACAUCCAGUGGCAAAUUGUGAUUGUUUGCCAGCCUGUACAGAGUCCAAUAUUCAAGCCAUCUAUUCGCAAGAGCAAGUCGAAUAUCCCGGUGCUAAGGAUGCCAAUAUUACUGUUUCGAUGACAAUGUGGCCCACUUAUCAAUUUCAUCGCAUAGCACUUCGCACUAAACUCGAUAUUGUGGUCACACUUGGAGGAAUUCUGGGACUGUUUCUCGGAGCCAGCAUUCUCAGCGUUAUCGAGAUUAUUUACUACUUUACAAUUCGAGCUGCAAAUUCAUAUCGUUUGGCCCACAGAUCAAAUUAAAAGAGAUUUGAAUUAUUACAUAUUUUGUAGACACCUUUUCGAUAUUAAUA